Messenger RNA from Sorex fumeus (smoky shrew), 1570 nucleotides. It is a transcript of the gene OXSM, whose product is annotated as 3-oxoacyl-ACP synthase, mitochondrial. NCBI's taxonomy places the organism in Eukaryota, Metazoa, Chordata, Mammalia, Eulipotyphla, Soricidae. Gene Ontology annotation, biological process: fatty acid biosynthetic process. The coding region runs from base 153 to 1529 and encodes 458 amino acids. Gene Ontology annotation, molecular function: 3-oxoacyl-[acyl-carrier-protein] synthase activity. The record is from RefSeq and is a predicted model, not a curated record. The transcript is spliced from 3 exons.
AGUGUCCCCGACUGGGCUCCCGCUGCUGGCGGCGCUGGGAGCGGGGAAGGGAGCCGUCCUCCCCCUGCCUUGAAAGUCUCUUAUUUACCACGGGCCUCCCUAGGUCCAGGGAAGGUUUCCGGAAUGUGUUUUUGAACAUCUGAAUUUCAACCAUGUCAGGCUGCUUGCAGAAUUUUCUCAAGGUGGCAAACCCUCAUCUCCAGUAUUCAAGAUUAUGGCAGCUGUUAGUCAAUAAAAGGUUUCUUGGAACCGUGCCAACAUCCAGAUCCCGCAGACGGGUUGUCAUUACAGGUAUUGGCUUAGUAACUCCUCUUGGUGUUGGAACUCAACUGGUAUGGGAUCGUCUUCUCCAGGGAGAAAGUGGAAUUGUUUCACUGAUUGGUGAAGAAUACAAGAAUAUCCCUUGUAGUGUUGCUGCUUUUGUGCCAAGAGGUAGCGGUGAAGGUCAGUUCAAUGAGAUAAACUUUGUGUCCAAGUCAGACAUCAAGGUCAUGUCUUCUCCCACCAUUAUGGCCAUAGGGGCCGCAGAGUUGGCCAUGAAGGACUCCAACUGGUAUCCUCAAUCGGAAGCAGAUCAAGCGGCUACUGGUGUUGCGAUUGGCAUGGGAAUGGUUCCUCUUGAAGUGGUUUCCGAAACUGCCUUGAUGUUUCAGACAAAAGGUUACAAUAAGAUCAGCCCCUUCUUCGUCCCUAAAAUUCUCAUCAAUAUGGCAGCAGGCCAAGUCAGCAUCCGAUACAAACUCAGGGGCCCCAAUCACGCAGUAUCCACAGCCUGCACCACCGGCGCUCAUGCUGUGGGCGAUUCAUUUAGAUUUAUAGCCCAAGGUGAUGCUGAUGUGAUGGUGGCUGGAGGCACAGACUCCUGCAUUAGUCCCUUAUCUCUUGCGGGGUUUGCUAGAGCCCGGGCGCUAAGCACAAACUCGGAUCCUAAGUUGGCGUGCAGACCCUUUCACCCCAAAAGAGAUGGUUUCGUCAUGGGAGAAGGCGCAGCUGUGCUGGUGCUGGAAGAGUAUGAACAUGCAGUUCAAAGAGGGGCUCGGAUCUAUGCGGAAGUUUUGGGUUAUGGACUUUCAGGAGAUGCUGGUCACAUAACCGCCCCUGAUCCUGAAGGAGAAGGUGCCUUAAGGUGUAUGGCUGCUGCUGUAAAAGAUGCGGGUGUGCACCCUGAAGAGAUAACCUAUGUCAACGCACACGCUACUUCCACCCCGUUGGGCGAUGCUGCUGAAAACAAAGCCAUCAAGCAUCUUUUCAAGGACCACGCACGCGCCCUCGCAGUUUCCUCAACCAAGGGAGCCACAGGACAUCUGCUGGGAGCUGCAGGGGCGGCGGAGGCAGCGUUCACUGCACUGGCUUGUUUUUAUCAAAAACUGCCACCUACCCUAAACCUGGAUUGUACAGAACCAGAAUUUGAUCUCAAUUAUAUUCCACUAAAGUCACAGGAUUGGAAAGCUGAAAAAAGAUGUAUUGGACUCACCAAUUCCUUUGGUUUUGGUGGUACUAAUGCAACACUUUGUAUUGCUGGCAUGUAGGACAAAGCAUUUGUGAUUAAACAUUUUUUUUUUAAAUGUUA